Molecule: messenger RNA, 1884 nt
Organism: Micropterus dolomieu (smallmouth bass)
Lineage: Eukaryota; Metazoa; Chordata; Actinopteri; Centrarchiformes; Centrarchidae
Gene: seta
Product: SET nuclear proto-oncogene a
Exons: 8
Coding region: 206-1024 (272 amino acids)
Biological process (GO): nucleosome assembly
Cellular component (GO): chromatin; nucleus
Molecular function (GO): histone binding; chromatin binding
Source: RefSeq, a predicted model, not a curated record
GUUCGUAAUGAAAGGAGCGCGUGAGCAGCGCUUGCUGUGACUUCCUCGCUCAUCGGCAGCUACAUUGUGUGGAAAGCAGCACGUUGUUGGCUUCUGCACGCUGAACUUUACGCCGAAUUAACGUUCUCCUGUUCAAGGAGAAACCAGAUUCAGAGCUACCAGCUAUUCUAUCAGACGCCUGUAAGUUAUCCCAGCUUGCGAAAAGAUGUCGGCCUCGGCGGCAAAAGUGAGUAAAAAGGAGCUGAACUCGAACCAUGACGGAGCGGACGAAACCUCCGAGAAAGAGCAGCAGGAAGCUAUUGAACACAUUGAUGAAGUUCAAAAUGAAAUUGACAGGUUGAACGAACAAGCCAGUGAGGAGAUCCUCAAAGUAGAACAGAAAUACAACAAACUCCGUCAGCCAUUCUUUCAGAAGAGGUCAGAACUGAUCGCCAAAAUCCCCAAUUUCUGGGUCACCACGUUUGUCAACCAUCCACAAGUAUCUGCCCUACUCGGAGAGGAAGAUGAAGAAGCACUUCAUUACCUGAGCCGAGUGGAAGUGACAGAGUUUGAAGACAUCAAGUCAGGCUACAGAAUAGAUUUUUAUUUCGAUGAAAAUCCGUACUUCGAAAACAAAGUACUUUCCAAAGAGUUCCAUUUGAACGAGAGCGGAGACCCAUCUUCGAAGUCGACAGAAAUCAAAUGGAAAUCAGGAAAGGACCUGACCAAGCGUUCCAGCCAGACACAGAACAAAGCAGGAAGGAAGAGGCAACAUGAAGAGCCAGAGAGCUUCUUCACUUGGUUCACUGAUCACGCUGACGCCGGUGCCGAUGAGCUCGGGGAGGUCAUCAAGGACGACAUCUGGCCAAACCCUCUGCAGUACUACCUGGUUCCUGACAUGGAUGACGAAGAGGGUGAAGGUGAGGAUGAUGAAGAGGACGAGGAGGGUCUGGAGGACAUAGAUGAGGAGGGAGAUGAAGAUGGAGAGGAUGAUGAAGAGGACGACGGAGAAGAUGGAGAGGAUGACGAGGGAGAAGACGACUAAGAAUUAACAUAAUCUACCCAGACCCUCAACCUUCUAUUCCCUGUUUGGUUUUUCCACUCACAUUUGGGAGCAAAGGUUUUAAUUUUAUUUUUUUUUACUUUUUAUUUUUUAUUUUAAAUCGGUGUGUGCUUCAUUUUCCAUUCUGAGGCCUCUUCACUUGUUGGUGCCAUGUUAUGUUCUCCUUUGACUCAUCUUAGGCCAAUGGCACUUUGCCCUGAAUUUUGAGUACCAUCGUCAAAGUCAUCUCAAAAAUAACUUUAAAAAGUGUAAAAAUAGAAUCAGCACGGCAUCCUGAAUAGAAUCUGAAGGCAAUUCACACAGAAUUCCUCCUGUUAAAGGUUGUGUGGUAAAUUGACUAAAGCCAUGGUGUAGUGACCCAGCGCUAGUUUACCUCUCAAUAUUUUGUCCCCAUAUUUUUUUAUUUUAUUUUUUUUCCUUUUCCAGUUGGGGUGUUGAUCCCUUGAAGAAAACUGUCAUGUUCCCCCUAUGUGGUUAACGAGUACCAGCUCAUUCCUUUGACUUGUAAUGUUUAGGGGGAGGGGGGCGGGGUAAGCUGGGGAGGGGCAGUUGGUUAUUGGGGAGAGUGGUUAUUUUGACACCAUUUCUAUGGGACUUUUUUUUUUUUCAUUGUAUUGUUUUACAGAUAUCCAUUGAGAUUUGAAAUGACAUUUUUAAUAAAGAACAAAAUGGAGAAAAAACAAGCUUGUAAAUGUUGGCCCCCACUGCUUCAUGAGUAAAACAAACCUGUUAUCUCAUUCACAUUUAAUCACACUUUCCUUUUCCGCUGGGGGAAAAAGAAACUGUUUUAAAUUUGAGGUGUAAAACUUGCUUUGUUACGAUAAUAAAACUUACUGUGUUUA